This is a messenger RNA of Aspergillus lentulus, 726 nucleotides long. The record is from RefSeq and is a predicted model, not a curated record. NCBI's taxonomy places the organism in Eukaryota, Fungi, Ascomycota, Eurotiomycetes, Eurotiales, Aspergillaceae.
AUGUCUGCCCCAAUCAAAGUCACCUUUCCAUCUUUCAUGCUGCAGAUCAGCGGCGAGCUCUAUGAGCCUGUAGCCGGCUCCCCUGACCGCAAAGGCGCUGCAGCUGUGGUCAGUCACCCCAUGACCGGUGUAAAGGAACCAACCUCUGCGAACCACGCCCGAUUGCUUUCCAAAGCCCUUGUUACGCCCUCACAUUUGACGCAGGAAGACGUCAAGGCUGCUGUGAGUUACUUGACCACGCUCGAGGGCAAGGUUGACCCCGGGCGUAUUGGUAUCCUUGGGAUUUGCGCCUCGGGCGGUUACACAUCCUAUGCCGCGCAGUCCGACUCGCGAGUCAAGGGCCUGGCCACUGUCGGUGCCGCUUGUGGAGAACAACAAGGAGUCCCCCCAGGCUAUUGCUGGGGCUCUCCAGGCGGCUGGAUAAUGGCGCACGCAGGAGGCUCGCCGACCUCAUUCGGAGGCCCCACCAUGUUCGGCUCCAAUAUCAACCAGAUUCCAGAUAACGCCGACUCUUUCUUCAAGGAUGCGGCUGCAUACUACGGGUCUGAGCGCGGAAGGCAUCCACGUUCGGACCAGAGAGUCCCUCCCUCCAGCUAUGAUCUUAUGGUCUGCUAUGACUCUUUCAACUUCCAACAACUGAUCUCUGGACGGCCAUUGUUAAUGGUCGCCGGGUCCAAGACUCAGACCCUUCACUACAGUGCGACCGCAGUUGCUGCAGCCUGUUGA